Oncorhynchus nerka (sockeye salmon) is the source of this 3679-nucleotide messenger RNA. RefSeq names its product ras-related protein Rab-34-like. Lineage: Eukaryota; Metazoa; Chordata; Actinopteri; Salmoniformes; Salmonidae. The record is from RefSeq and is a predicted model, not a curated record. Gene Ontology annotation, biological process: Golgi to plasma membrane protein transport; phagosome-lysosome fusion. Gene Ontology annotation, molecular function: GTP binding; GTPase activity. The coding region runs from base 816 to 1745 and encodes 309 amino acids. Gene Ontology annotation, cellular component: Golgi cisterna; phagocytic vesicle. The transcript is spliced from 11 exons.
UACCACACACAAAACACAUUGUGGGCGCUCUUCGUUAUACAUUUGUAUGAAAGAGAAAGAAAUUCAUCGCUGUAUAUAUAUGCGUUUCAUGACAAUUGAGCUCAGUAAGUCAAAACUUGUAGCUAGCAUGAGUCCAUUUGAUGACAGCGGCGAGUGAUGGCGUGUGGGAAUGACAAGUCGACGGCAGACAGCGCAUCAUCUGCUGCUGAACCACAGCGCUGCAUCGUGUGUGUCGCGGAGUGAUCUUCAAGAAUACGGCAGAAAAAAAGAUCCGGUAAACCGCGAAGCACACUCGCGCAGCUGCCAAACUGAGCAAAGACCUCCUGUUUAAGAUUAAGCAGAGAGCGCACCGAACAGAGAGCGCAGAUGCACUUGGCUAAAUCAAUUCCAAUAAUUAAUGAAAUAAUUAUACAUUUACUCUCACUCGUCGCGACCCACCAUUAACAGGUCCGCGACCCACUUUAAGAAAGGCUGAACUAAAUAGUUUAUGAAUGCUGGUGCAAAUGUAAGACGAAUAGACCACCUCCAGAAAUGAAGCUUCAAAACUAAAUGCAUUGUAUUUUGAGUUAAAAUCCUGCCUAAUUGUAAUUUUCCAUUGGCUACUACUGGUAAGACAACAGUCACCUCCCUGUAUCCACGAGACAGGAAGUGUCGAUGACCAUAGAAUAUAGAAAAAGUGACAAAGCAACGUAGGUCUACAGUAAUUAUCAAAGGUCAGAAAAUCCAGCGUUCUAUCAUCUGAGUAGGGUGCCAAUGACUAUAAUGUUGGAUUGUAGCCUACAUGAUUCUGUAUAAUAAACAAUGUUGCAAAAAAAAUGCCUGUUUGUGCUACACUGUGUCCAAUGAUAUCUGCCGCCAGGGGGACUCGACCCGCGCUGAACAUACUUCCCAAAUUCCAACUAGAACCUGGAGGUCUCUCUGAUCACUGCUAUCUUGGCCUAAUGUCUGUCCGGGUGCCAUCCAUGAGUGUGCUGCCUCCUGUUCGAAGGGACCGCAUCAUUGCCCAGCUUCCUCAGUUUUACAGUAAGAAGGCUGCUGUGCACACUAAAGAUGAGUUCAACUCCAAAGUGAAGACUGCCUGCCAGGAGCAACGCACUGGCACAGUAGGUAGGUUUAAAAUUGCUAAGGUCAUAGUGGUUGGUGACCUGGCUGUGGGAAAAACAUGUCUGAUUAAUAGGUUUUGCAAGGAUGCAUUUGACAAGAACUACAAGGCGACCAUUGGUGUUGACUUUGAGAUGGAGCGGUUUGAAGUGUUGGGGGUGCCUUUCAGCUUACAGUUGUGGGACACUGCAGGGCAGGAGAGGUUCAAGUGUAUUGCUUCCACAUACUACAGGGGAGCUCAGACUAUUGUUAUUGUGUUUGAUGUAAAUGAUGUGGCAUCUUUGGGCCAUGCAAGACAGUGGCUUGAAGAUGCAUUGAAGGAGAAUGAUCCUACCAAUGUCCAGCUUUUCCUGGUGGGCACAAAGAAAGACCUAAGUUCUCCUGCUCAGUACGCUCAGAUUGAACAGGAUGCCAUCGAACUGGCUGAGGAAAUCAAAGCUGAAUAUUGGGCCUUGUCAUCAUUGACUGGGGAAAAUGUGAGGGAGUUUUUCUUCCGUAUUGCAUCAUUGGCAUUUGAGGCCAACGUUCUGGCAGAGCUAGAGAAGAGUGGAUCAAGGCACAUUGGGGACGUUAUCAAAAUUAACAGUAAUUCAAACAACGUGUAUGCAACAUCAAAGAAGAAACAGUCAAACUGUUGUCAAUGAAGACAAACACGUGACUACUACAGUUAAAAGGUACCAAAGCAAAAAAACAUUUACUCAGAAGAGAAACUGAGAACCACGGACCACUCCCAGACACAUGGAAUUUGCAGUGAGAGCUAGCAGACGGGACAGAGACUUUUGCUUCCACAGUCAUUUGAUUUUCAUUUCUGCUGGCCCAGAAAGAACAGCCCCUUGGUUGGAUGUGGAUUCCUGUGGUGUUUGGCUUAUUUUUGCCUAUCUAUAGUUUCGGGAAUAGAAUUUCCUCUAUGUCAUUGCACUCCAUACUGUACAAUUCCAGUUUUUGAGUGUUGACAGAUUAUCGCGUCCCUGCUUAAAUGGUUAUGGAGUAUGGACAAUCAUGGAUGUCUUCAAAUACCUAAUAUGGAUAUUUUUAAGACACCACCAUUAGGCCUAUUAGAGUUUUUACAGUGUUUUGUCUAGUGUUGUUUGCAUGCUAUAUGUUUUUUGCACAAUUUGUAACCAUAGCAUAGAUGGAAACUCAUGACUCCACCCUGGGAGGUUAUAUUAUGCUAGCUAAGGAGUAUGAUUUCAUUGUUUGGAUAGUCCUAUUUUUAGCAGCACAGAGGCGUUCAUACAGUAUGAGAGAUGUGUAUUACUCAGAUGUACCUCAUCUACGUUAGAGACAAUAAUAUAACUGAGAUUUAUUCAUUUUCAAUUAUAUGCGAUAUUUGAAUGACUGAUCUUAUAUUAUCCCUCUAGUUGAAUAUCAUAAUCAGAGUGAAAUGUGCAUACAUAUGUCUAGUUGUCCUUUUAGACAAUAAUGAUUAUUUCAGUUUUUUUUCUUAUAUGUUUAAUUGCAGAUGUAAGUUUUGACUCUAUAAAGAUAUACUGUGUAUCAAAAACUACUACACUUAGCUCUAUAAUAUAGAUAUAAGCUUUAAAAUCACUGCUCUGUAUCAAAUCAAACUGCUGUUUACCUUUAAUUAGACUAAUUCAAAGUUAUUAUUAAAAGUCCUAUAUAGGAUGUGUCACUAAUCUGUUAUUCAAUUAUGUUUUAUAACUGUUUGUCAUAUUAGCCAGGGCCUCUUAAUAUGAAACAAUAAUACAUAAGGUCGCUAGUGAAAGUCUACACACCCUUUGCACAAUCUUCACAUUUUGCUUCCUUAAAAUACAAAUACAAAACAUUUAUUCAAUUAAAUCUUUUUUCCUGUCAAUCUACACGACCUACUCCACAUUUUCAAAGUUAUUUAUGUUGUUGGUUCUAAAUGACUAAGAAAUACAACAUUAGGAUUGUUGUUGUAUAACCUUUAUUUAACUAGGCUAGUCAGUAAAGAACGGCAGGGUAACCUAGUGGUUAGAUCGGUGGACUAGUAACCGGAAGGUUGCAAGUUCAAAUCCCAGAGCUGACAAGGUACAAAUCUGUCGUUCUGCCCCUGAACAGGCAGUUAAUCCACUGUUCCUAGGCUGUCAUUGAAAAUAAGAAUUUGUUCUUAACUGACUUGCCUAGUUAAAUAAAGGUAAAAUAAAAAGAACAAAUUCUUAUUACAGGGGCUGGGAUUAAAAAAAUAGAUGAAAAAAAUAGACAACAACAACAAGACAACAACAUAGCUAGGCAGCAACACAUGACAACAACAUGGCAUAUCAUGGAAACUAUCACGCCCUGACCUUAGAGAUCAUUUUUAUGUCUCUAUUUUGGUUUGGUCAGGGCGUGAGUUGGGGUGGGAAUUCUAUGUUCUUUUUCUAUGUGUUUCUAUUUCUGUGUGUUUGGCCGAGUGUGGUUCUCAAUCAGAGGCAGCUGUCUAUCGUUGUCUCUGAUUGAGAACCAUACUUAGGUAGCUUUUUCCCACUGGGUUUUUGUGAGCAGUUGUUUUCUGUUUUUGUGUCUGCACCAGACAGAACUGUUUCGGUUGUUCUCUUUGUUGUUUUGCAAUUCAGUGUUCAGUUCAACUAAUAAAAGAUGAAGACAUACCACGCUG